Messenger RNA from Teleopsis dalmanni, 478 nucleotides. RefSeq names its product larval cuticle protein 65Ab1-like. Bases 37 to 354 code for a protein of 105 amino acids. The transcript has 2 exons. Lineage: Eukaryota; Metazoa; Arthropoda; Insecta; Diptera; Diopsidae. Gene Ontology annotation, molecular function: structural constituent of chitin-based larval cuticle. Gene Ontology annotation, cellular component: chitin-based extracellular matrix. The record is from RefSeq and is a predicted model, not a curated record.
AAAGUAAUUAACUUGGAUCGGCAGAAACUCAGUAAAAUGAAAUUGCUCAUCGUUUUCGUAGCUCUGUUAGUUGUUGCCUUAGGCGCACCAAAUGAUGUUGUCAUUGUAAAAUCGGAAUCGGAUGUGCAACCGGAAUCCUUUCAUUUUGCCGUUGAAACUAGUGAUGGUAAGCAGCAUCAGGAAGAUGGCCAAGUUAAGGAUGUAGGCGGUGAGCAUCCCGCUAUUGUUGUACACGGCAGCUUUAGCUACAAGGACGAGCAUGAUGGCAAAGUUUACACUGUCAACUAUGUUGCUGAUGAACAUGGCUUCCAACCAACAGGUGAACAUCUUCCACAAUUGCCAAAGGUUGUUUAAGUAGUUGUUUUUACUAGUAAUUUGAUUAAAUAUUUGUAAAAUAUGUACUGUUUUUUCUUCGAUUUUGUUACCGUGAAAUAAAUAAUUAUAUGAACAGCAAAAUAAAUUGCAAUAAAUGUAAUAC